AUGGCAAUCUUUUCAUCUUUGGCGGGGUUUUUCAACCGCAACAAGAGAAGAAUAUUCAUCACUUCUGCAGUCACAUUUUCCAUCUAUAUACUUGUUAAUGAGUUUGUAAUUAAAAAGUUUAGGAAUUACCAAAAUGCUUUACGACAAGAGUUUAUGUUUAAGCAACAGAUUAGACAACGGUUCAUCCUGACACAACAAGAUUGUUAUUACACGAUUUUAGCCUUGCUCCCAGUGUUGGCACAGCCAAUAGUCGAUGCAUUACCGGUUGAUUUGAUAACACAAGCAUUGAGGUUGAAAAAAGGUCAACAAAACCAGCCGCAAAAAGUUGUAAGCGGCACUAAUAGUGAGUUGACUGCAGAUAACCUUAAUCUUUUGGAUAACAACAACAACCCUCAAUCGCAGUUGUCGGCAUAUUUGAACAAGAGCAAAGGUGAGUUGUGGAACUUGUUGAAGAUCAAGACAAUUACCAGGACAUUGACUUUGAUGUAUUCGUUGUCAGGAUUGUUGUUGAUUAGCAGAUUGCAAAUGAACAUUUUGGCAAGAAGGUCGUAUUUGGAAUCGGCAAUAGUUAUGGCUGGAGUAAAGAACCCAAAUAAUGACAUUGACCCACACGAGAAUUACAUUAUUGAACAGAGUUAUCUUUCACUCAGUUGGUGGCUCUUGAAUAAAGGUUGGGCCAAUUUGAGCUCGUUGAUUGAGAAUUUGGUUAUUGAGAAAUUUGAAAAUGUUAGUCCAAAGACAGAGAUGGGGGUCAUUGAUUUUGAGCUUAUUUUGACUGAAAUCAUUGAAGAGAUUAAUACUAAUAACAAGCAGUUUGUUUUGGACAACUUGUUUCCUAUUAAAUACCCCGACUUGUUGGAGACUAUAUUGAAUACCAAUUCGGAUGUAAUACAUCAGUUGGAUGCUCCAGACUCAAACUUGACAAAGUUGAUCAACGAAACUAGCUCAAUUAUGUCUGAUAACAACUUGUACUUUUUUGACUUGUUGAAUCAGUUGAUAGUCACCAAUUUGCAUACCCUUACAUCCAACCUUUCUUCAAACUUGUCCACCACCUCAAACAGCUUAAUGAUGAGUGAUACAUUGCCAGAUCAACAAAACCAACAACUUCAGUCAUCCAAAAUUAUAGAGUUGGACAAUAAGCCAUACAAGCUUGCCAGUUUCCUAGCCCAAUUAUCGGUCCAAAACGGUAUUAUGAUAAAUAAUGACGAUGCUGGGCCGGACGAAGAAGAUGACUUUGAGGGCUUGAUCAAAAGUUUCAACAAUGGGCAGGGCCUUGCAAGCAAUGGCUAUGGUGCUCACGAACUUAGCGGGAAUGUAUACAUAAACACGUUGAACAAUUUAGAUGAACUAGAGAAUUUUAGUGCUGGUAUAUACUCAAAUUUUGAGUGA
This is a messenger RNA of Lodderomyces margitis, 1389 nucleotides long. RefSeq names its product Pex3p (gene PEX3). Lineage: Eukaryota; Fungi; Ascomycota; Pichiomycetes; Serinales; Debaryomycetaceae. Gene Ontology annotation, molecular function: protein-macromolecule adaptor activity. Gene Ontology annotation, cellular component: peroxisomal membrane. The record is from RefSeq and is a predicted model, not a curated record. Gene Ontology annotation, biological process: protein import into peroxisome membrane. The transcript has a single exon. The coding region runs from base 1 to 1389 and encodes 462 amino acids.